Polistes dominula (European paper wasp) is the source of this 1047-nucleotide messenger RNA. RefSeq names its product protein OPI10 homolog. The record is from RefSeq and is a predicted model, not a curated record. Gene Ontology annotation, molecular function: nuclear import signal receptor activity; Hsp70 protein binding. Lineage: Eukaryota; Metazoa; Arthropoda; Insecta; Hymenoptera; Vespidae. Gene Ontology annotation, biological process: protein import into nucleus. Gene Ontology annotation, cellular component: cytosol; nucleus.
UUUUUAUUCAUUAACUUUUCUUUUUCAAUUUUAAGCGCGGCCAAUUGAUCCAUCUUCCCAUUUGUUGAAAAUCCACGAAGUUUAAAUCUAUUUUAGCGGCGUUUGCAUUAUUCUCGAAAGUGCAAGAACGUUGUAAACACGUACGUUAAAUGACAAAUAUUGUUAUAAUAUUGUGUGACUAGUUAAAUACUUUAUAAUGAUAUAAUUGGAGUCUCACAAUGUUGGGUAUAAUUGUAUCUGGUCGUCUAGUUCAGACAGAUUUUCAACAAAUUGGAGAAAAUCAAUUUUUAAUCACAGUACCCGAUGCUGAUAAUAUAAAUCACAUUGUAGUAUUCCUUACAGGUACUAUUCCAUUCCCUGAUGGAAUGGGUGGUGCAGUUUAUUUUAGUUGGCCAGAUUCAAAUGCACCACCAAACUGGCAAUUUUUAGGAUUUAUUUCUAAUCUGAAACCAUCUGCUAUAUUUAAAAUAUCAACGCUAAAGAAAAAUCAUGAAUUUGAAAAUAGUAAUUUAGGAAUAUUUGGAGUUGGCAAGAUUUCUCACGUAGCACAAAUAGGCAUUUCUGUUGAACCAUUGAAUGUGAUAGAACAACAAGCAGCUACUGUUACAGAAGCUGCAACUAAUUCAUUUGUCGAAUUUGUACAGAAGAUGCUUACAAGCUUUAUAAAUUAUGCAUCCAGUUUUACUGUGACUCAAGCACAGAUGACUCCAAAUCCUACGGAAAAUUUUGUACCAUUGUCUACUGUACAAGGAUGGUAUGAAACCUUUGAAAGAAGAUUACAACAAAAUCCUAACUUUUGGAAAGCGUGAUAAAAAUUCACAAUGGGUAUUAGUUAGAUUUGUCACAAUUUCUUUUGUAGCUUUAAAAGAUUCAAUAUGUUACCUACACUUCUUUAGCAUUUUUUUUAUAUUAUUUUUGCAACAUAAGGUCAAUGUUUUUUUUUUUUUUUUUAUAUAUCCUUGCAAAAGAUAAUUCAUUCUUUUGCAAAUUUUUCUUUAAAAAUAAGAGAUUAUUUUAAUAUUCUGAUUAAGCAUGAAUAGAAAAGUA